AGGAUUUAUUUGCUUCCGGGGAAGCGGCGGCCUCGGAUAGUUUUGUUUCUGGUUUCUAGUCCGAGACCAACACAACGUUAGCUCACAGCUAAAACCAGCUUUAAAACGGUCGGAGGAAUAUAUCCGUUGUGAUUCGAAGUGUGCACUGAUGUCGGGCAGGAGCACCGCUGAGGAGUGGGUCGAGACAACCGAGGAGGUUGUUAUAACAGAGGAGUGCCUACCUCCUGAAAGCAGCAUACCUGCAGUGAUACCGGUUUUAGAGCAAACAGAAACGCCAAUCCAGAAGUUGCUGGACACUGUGGGACAUGGAGAUAAUUCAGAGGCUGAUGGUGGUUUUUAUUGUGAAGAGUGUCUGCCUCUCUUCCAGUACCACAGUGAUCCCGCUACCAUUAACGGCCCAUCUUUUAUUCUUGACUUCCCAACGAGCACGGGUCUCCCCCAGAGGGCCCUGCUCUCUCUGCCCUAUGGCCUGAUGAUAGGCAGAUCUAGUAUCCCCGGUGCAGGCGUUGGGGUCAUAAAUCACGGCCCGAUAGUGUCUCCGGGAAUGCAUUUUGGACCAUAUGAGGGGGAAGUGACUACAAGGGAAGAUGCCAUGGCAAGUGACUUCUCCUGGGAGAUUUACAAAGAAAAAGAUGAGUACGAGUACAUUGAUGCUGCCAGAGAUUCACACUCAAACUGGAUGAGGUACGUCAAUUGUGCUCGUAAUAAAGACGAGACGAAUUUGCUGGCGGUGCAGUACAAAGGCAGCAUUCUUUUUCAUUGCUGUCGCACCGUACACCCUGGAGAGGAGCUCAUGGUGUGGCCCAGCAGCAAAUUUCUUUCCCGUUUCAGUGAAGCUUGGGCACAGGUGUGGGUUAUGAAGUUGAAUGCAACAGAGAGUAGCACAACUGCGACAUCUCAGAUCUUCCUGUGCUCCCUCUGUCAGCUGUCCUUCACUACAGAGUCCUUCCUCCAGCGACAUACAGAAUACUCCCACAUCCAGCCUGAAGCGGUCUGCACACCGGCUGCUGAGGUGGUUGAACCUGAACAUCCUGCUUCCAAUGCUGACCCCUGUCACUCUGCCGCAUCCCUGAUGGUCGUAUCUGUUAACUCUGUCGAGUCCAAAACAUGUGGCGAUUGCGGGAAAACUUUCAAGCAAAUACCUCACCUCAGGAGGCACAAACUUUGCGUCCACUCGAACAAACGUCCCUACUGCUGCACACAGUGCAGGCGGAGUUUUACCCAGGCUUCUGGCUUAAUCAGGCACCAGCUAGUUCACAGAAAGCGGACUGUGAUAAAAAACGCAAACAGUGUUCAUAAUCUGAACAUUAGUGAGAAGAAAAAGAGCUUGACACUGAGAUCAGAAGUUUUAAACUCUACAGAUCCGGUUGUAACUGAGAAAACAAAGGAUGUGCAUAUAAGUGAGAAUGUACCAGAAGCUAUAGAUGUAACUGAGAAUACUUCCCAAUCCAACUGUUCAGACUGCGGUAAGAGCUUCACAAAUGAAGAAUCCCUGAAGAAGCAUAAGGUGACUGUCCAUGAAAAGAUACGUCCGUACGUCUGCACCGUGUGUCAGAAGUGCUUCGGCCAGUACAACGACCUGACCAGGCACCUGCUGGGACACCAGAAACAAAACAAGAGGAUAAAAAAACUAAUUGAGGCUCCAGAGGAAUCUGCCACCAUGCCCUUUAGCUGCGCUGAGUGCUCACUGACUUUUCCUUCAGUGGACAGCCUUCAGCAGCACAUAACUGAGCAUCACUCAGAGGAGACCACAGUGCAAACUCAAGAAGACGAUCAGAGCCACGAUCCAGGCUUCAGCCUCCAACCCUCAGUGGCUGAAUCUGUUGAAUGUGUGCAAAAACAUCAGAGGCCUCAGCGACUUGGAGCCAGAUCAAAAAUUUCUGCCAUAACAAAGCUCAUAGCUCCAAAACGAAGGGCAGCCAUCUGCAAGAAGCCAUUAACCAGCCCUGCGCAGAUUGAGAGGAGCUCCGCCGAGCCAGAGGCCGUCGCAGACGGAAAGUUAGCGAAAUACAAAUGGUUCAGCUGUAAUCGCUGUAAACGAACAUACGGGAACCCGGAAGAUCUCAAAGCACACAAUUGCGCUUCGAAACAGCUCAAGUGUGGACAGUGUGAGGCGACUUUUAAAAAGUCCGGCUUCCUGAAAAGACACGAGCAGUUGGUGCAUUUAAAUGCAAAAUCCUACAGCUGUGACCGCUGCGGCAAAGCCUUCACUACAUCUGGUAACCUGAAACAGCAUCAGAAGAGCAACACUUGUAUGAAGUAUCACUGCACGUCGGAGCCUUUCUCGUGCUCGUUUUGUCAGUUCUCCUUCACAAUGAAGAGCUACCUUAUUAAACAUGUCAAGAGGCAUCACCCGGUGGAGUAUUUGGCACACUGCGAUUCAGACAGCCUAGUGUAUCAGCUGGAGGAAGAGGAAGAGCAAGUGGAAGAGAAGGGGGAAAAAGAAUAUGUAUGCCCCCACUGUGGGAAGAGCUGUGCAAGCACCAAAGCUUUCAAAGCGCACACGUGCUUCCAGCAGGUGAAGGUGCUGUACUUGUGCACAGACUGUGGGAAGGGCUUCACAAACCACUAUGGGCUCAAGCAACAUCAGCGCAUUCACACGGGCGAGAAGCCCUACAGCUGCCCUCACUGCAGCAAGAGCUUCUCUUACACGGGCCAGCUCAACGUGCACCUCAGGACUCACACCGGGGAGAAGCCGUACCUGUGCACCCACUGUGGGGAGAGCUUCCGGCAGUCGGGAGACCUGAAGCGACACGAGAGGAAGCACACGGGGGUGAGGCCUUACAACUGCCCCGAAUGUUGUAAAAGCUUCAGCCGCCCACAGAGUCUCAAAGCUCACCAAAUGCUUCACCUGGGACAAAGAAUGUUCAAAUGCACCCAGUGCGGGAAGAGCUUUUCCCGGAACUAUCACCUCAGGAGACACCAUCAGAAGAUGCACUUGUAGUCUCAUAUUUUUAGGAUUUUAGAAAUUCUUAAAGGGUUUGUUUGGAUUUUGUGAAGUGCAAUUUGGAGAAGCAGACAGGAGACACCGCAGAGGAGCAAAGCAACGCACUGCUGUGGAUGGGGCAGCAGCAAAACAUAUUUUAGCCACUUAAAAAAAUCAAUAACUUUAAGUUUAUGUUUAUGGGUACGCUAUAUUUCAAAUAUUUUCACUGCUUUACCUUGCUGUGAGAAAGCCCUUUCUGACUGAUCUAUGUUUUCGUCAAAGCCACCAGACCUCAUUGACAAACAGUAAUUUUACCUUCCAGAACACAGGAGUUGAUGUUUAAUACUGCCUCUAUCGGUUAGUUACAUUGUGUGACUGCCAUUUUAAAAGGGAAGUUCGGAUUCACCAAAGUGUUUUUGUCAAAGAAGUCUGGUGGCGUUGACGAGGGCAUAGCGGGAGAUAACAGCUUCAAACAAUCAGAACUGUCCUUUUUAAUUCUUGCAAGUGUAAACUUAUUUGCACUAAAUAGUUAAGUACUUUAAGAUUGUGCUCUUGCAGAGAAUUUUUGAACGUCUAAUAUUGUUUUAACUUAAGUUUGUUUACAGCUAAAGCAUUUCAUAACCAAAAGAUUGAAUAUUUAUGUUUAGAAUUGUAAUGAUUUUGGUAAUUAUUUGAAAGCAGAACAAAAUUAAUACAAACACGUCAUUCACUUCAAUAAAAGAAAAAGUUUGUCUCUAAAUGUCAACUUGCUUAGAAAUAAAAAGCACCAACUUGACCAUCA
This is a messenger RNA of Cottoperca gobio, 3707 nucleotides long. It is a transcript of the gene prdm9, whose product is annotated as PR domain containing 9. Gene Ontology annotation, molecular function: DNA-binding transcription repressor activity, RNA polymerase II-specific; histone methyltransferase activity; protein binding. Gene Ontology annotation, biological process: regulation of gene expression; cellular developmental process. The transcript has 7 exons. Lineage: Eukaryota; Metazoa; Chordata; Actinopteri; Perciformes; Bovichtidae. Bases 149 to 2944 code for a protein of 931 amino acids. Gene Ontology annotation, cellular component: nucleus. The record is from RefSeq and is a predicted model, not a curated record.